AUGGCCCCAAAGCAAGUGAUCCUGACGGACAAAGCUCCCAAACCUCUUCCGGGAGUUUACAGCCAAGCCAUCGUAGCCAAUGGCACAGUCUACUGCAGCGGUGCAAUUGGCAUGGACCCCGCCACGGGCAAGAUUGUUGAAGGCGAUAUUCAGGCUCGCACUCACCAAUGUAUCAAGAACUUGACGGCCGUCUUGACAGCCGCGGACACCACGAUUGAGAAUGUCGUCAAGGUCAAUGUCUUCAUCGCUGAUAUGAAGGAUUUUGAGGCGAUGAAUGAGGUUUAUGUGCAGUAUUGGGGCGAGCAUAAGCCCUGCAGAACUUGCGUGGCGGCGAAGCAGCUUCCUAAAGGAACUGAUGUGGAGAUUGAGUGCAUAGCUGUGCUGCCUGAAUCUUCUAGAAGUAAAUUGUAG
This is a messenger RNA of Ramularia collo-cygni, 411 nucleotides long. Its product is annotated as probable L-PSP endoribonuclease family protein Brt1. Gene Ontology annotation, molecular function: deaminase activity. The transcript is spliced from 4 exons. The coding region runs from base 1 to 411 and encodes 136 amino acids. The record is from RefSeq and is a predicted model, not a curated record. Lineage: Eukaryota; Fungi; Ascomycota; Dothideomycetes; Mycosphaerellales; Mycosphaerellaceae. Gene Ontology annotation, cellular component: cytosol; mitochondrion.